Molecule: messenger RNA, 774 nt
Organism: Ostertagia ostertagi
Lineage: Eukaryota; Metazoa; Nematoda; Chromadorea; Rhabditida; Trichostrongylidae
Source: the annotation of a GenBank genome assembly
AUGAAAAAGAUUGCCUGCCUGCUGAUCAUUGCCGGAUGCAUCGGGUGCCAUCCGGAUAAGAAAUGGAAACUUACCUGGAGUGAUGAAUUCAACUACCAGGGGCAUCCUGACUCUUCAAAAUGGACGGCUGAAAUGGGCGGACACGGCUGGGGCAACAAUGAAUCGCAAUAUUAUACCUCCGGACGGCUGGAGAAUGCAAGAGUGGAAAAUGGAAUGCUGAUCAUCGAGGCCCGGAAAGAAAAAUGGCAGGAAAAUGAUUACACAUCGGCACGGCUGAUCACAAAAGGAAAGGGUGAUUGGCAAUAUGGAAAAAUCGAAGCAAGAGCCCGGCUUCCGAAAGGACGCGGCACUUGGCCGGCGAUCUGGAUGCUGGCGUCGAAAGAUCCGUUGUUAUGGCCUGACGACGGCGAGAUUGACAUUAUGGAACAUGUCGGUUUCCACCAGGGAUAUAUCCAUGGAUCUAUUCAUUGUAAAAAAUAUAACCAUGUAAUUGGAACGCAAAAAACAGAUACUAUCGUCGUACCCGAUUGUUCAGAACAGUUUCAUAUAUAUUCAGUGGAAUGGAAUAAAGACUCUGUAAAAGUGGGCGUUGACAAUAAUACCUAUUUCCGUUUUGAGAAUGAAAAAAGUGGAUAUGCCGCGUGGCCGUUUGAUAACAAAAUGCACCUGCUUCUCAAUAUCGCUGUCGGAGGUAACUGGGGUGGUCAGCAGGGCAUCGAUAGCACCAUCUGGCCACAAAGGAUGGAAAUUGACUAUGUACGGGUGUACCAGUAA